Aspergillus neoniger CBS 115656 is the source of this 1684-nucleotide messenger RNA. RefSeq names its product 3-oxoacid CoA-transferase. Gene Ontology annotation, molecular function: succinyl-CoA:3-oxo-acid CoA-transferase activity. Bases 128 to 1684 code for a protein of 518 amino acids. The transcript has 3 exons. Lineage: Eukaryota; Fungi; Ascomycota; Eurotiomycetes; Eurotiales; Aspergillaceae. Gene Ontology annotation, biological process: ketone body catabolic process. The record is from RefSeq and is a predicted model, not a curated record.
CUUCAUUCUUCCUUCUUGUGUCUCGGGGGUGAUUGUCAACUCUGGACCCUAACGGCUUUUGCGCAAUUUGACUGCCCACUGUAACUAUCGAAGCUACAUACAUAUAUACCUCUACUCGUGGUCCAUCAUGCCGUCACAAGUGGCGACAUGUCUGCGCCUUGCGCGGCAGUUCUCUGCUGAUCCCAGCAAGCACCAACGAUUCCUUGCCCGUGCUUUCUCUAGCAGCAUUCGUCGACCUGAGAUCAACAAGGUUGUGUCUUCCGCAGACAUCGCAAUCAAGGAUAUGAAGUCCAACUCGACAUUAUUGGCCGGUGGAUUUGGUCUCUCCGGUGUACCAGACACACUGAUUAGCGCGGUGCGCGCGAAUCCCUCCAUUACGGGACUGACAGUCGUCAGUAACAACGCUGGUGUCGACGGAGCGGGUCUUGGUCUUCUUCUCCAGUCUAAGCAAAUCAAGAAGAUGAUUGCUAGUUAUGUGGGAGAGAACAAGACCUUUGAGCGCAUGUACCUGACCGGAGAGAUCGAGCUCGAGUUGACUCCUCAGGGUACCUUGGCGGAACGUUGUCGUGCCGGUGGUGCGGGCAUCCCGGCUUUCUACACCCCUGCCGCCUGUGGUACCGUUGUGCAGACGGGCGAGUUGCCUCUGAAGCAUAAUUCCGACGGAACUGUCGCGCUCUACAGUGAGCCUAGGGAUGUCAAGGUCUUCGAUAAGAAGAGUUACGUCAUGGAGGAAGCGAUCAAGGGUGACUAUGCGUUUGUGAAGGCCUGGAAGGCUGAUAAGCUGGGUAACUGCCAGUUCCGCUAUGCUGCGGCUAACUUCAAUGGUGCCAUGGGCCGCAAUGCGAAGAUGACAAUCGUCGAGGCGGAGCAUAUCGUUGAGCCGGGCGAGAUUGAGCCCGCUGCUAUUCAUCUGCCGGGCAUCUAUGUCAAGCGGGUGAUUCAGAGCACAGCCCCCAAGAACAUCGAAAAGUAUACCUUUGCCAAGGAAGAAGGUGAGGAGGCGGUUGCCCUGGGCAAGGGUGAUACUGCUGCUAAGCGCGAGCGCAUCGUUCGUCGUGCGGCGAAGGAGUUCAAGAACGGGAUGUACGCGAACUUGGGCAUUGGCAUGCCCAUGCUGGCGCCUAACUUUGUCGAUCCCUCUGUAGAGGUCAUGCUGCAGUCUGAGAACGGCAUCCUGGGUCUGGGUCCGUACCCUCAGAAGGGACAGGAGGAUGCUGAUCUCAUCAACGCUGGCAAGGAGACGGUCACGCUGCUGCCUGGAGCUGCUUGCUUCGGGAGCGAGGAGUCCUUCGGUAUGAUCCGUUCGGGACGGAUCGAUCUGACUAUUUUGGGUGCUAUGCAAGUCAGUGCCCGAGGUGAUUUGGCAAACUGGAUGCUGCCUGGCAAGAUCAAGGGCUUCGGUGGAGCUAUGGACCUCGUAUCGAACCCCUCCGCCACCAAGGUGGUGGUGACCAUGGAGCACACAGAUAAGAAGGGCGGUCCGAAGAUCGUGAAGCAGUGCGAAUUCCCCUUGACCGGAAAGACGUGCGUCAGCCGGAUCAUCACUGAGCUCUGCGUGUUCGACGUCGACUUUACGGAUGGACUGACGCUGGUUGAGCUGGCCGAUGGAGUCACCGUGGAUGAGGUGCGCAGCAAGACGGAGGCACCAUUCAAGGUGGCUGAUGAUGUCAAGCCGAUGCUGUAG